AUGACAUGCGUCCUCAGGAACGAACGCUUCCCACAAUCACUACGACUUGCCAUUCUUGUACAGUGCGAGGAUUCUGAUAUUAGUCCUUUGGACAAUACCCGAAGGGAUUUUUGGAUGGCCGUUUGGGAAUAUCGUGUUCCCGUGAUUGUGAUGCUUACCAAAAUUGUGGAAGGUCAACGAAUCAAAUGUUCUCCGUAUUGGCCGUCCAAAUCCCUCGGCCUUCUGAGCGAUACACAACCCGGCAAAAAAACGGAUUCCCUUAGCUCGGAUGACCCGUCCACCCCGAUGACUGCCACAUACGGCGAAUUUGUUGUCAUAAAUCGAGGUGAGACCAUGGAAGCUGGUGGUCUGUACAAACGAACACGGUUAGAACUACGACGAAAGCCAAUCAAAUCACCCUCUACUCGAGACUGGCGUGCGAACCCGAAGCGCUCCUCUCAACCUUCUGGCGAGUCGUUCAUGGUCGAUCAUUUGCUUUAUCUCGGCUGGCCGGACUUCGAUGUCCCAUCCGAUCCGGAAGGAUUCUUGCAAUUCUUAGACGCGGUUAAUCGACUUAUUCAGUCUCGCUCGGUGACACCGAACAAUUCAUCCAGUGUGCCCGGCCGGACCGAUACGGCCUCUACCGUGGGAACCGGGGAACACGCGCUCGCCCCGUUGCUCAUCCAUUGCAGUGCUGGAAUCGGUCGUACUGGUGAGUCGUUCUAG
Messenger RNA from Echinostoma caproni, 705 nucleotides. The record is from the annotation of a GenBank genome assembly. Lineage: Eukaryota; Metazoa; Platyhelminthes; Trematoda; Plagiorchiida; Echinostomatidae.